AUGGCUGAUAACCUCAACGCCAUGUUGAAGGACAUCUGUCGCGACCCUGAGGCAUGGAAGCAACGCCAUUCUUCCGAAGUGGCUAAUGCUCGAGCCGCGUACUAUCAACCUGGAACUGAGGCAGCCUGGGGAUUUGAUGUCGACAAUGGACGCCAACCAUGCAACUGGUAUGGCCAGCCAGGCGACAACGGUGGACUCAAGUUCGUCCACCAAGAUGCCAUCGCAGUCGUGCGGAGGAUUGAGCCCGGUGAGGGUCUCAAGGCAAACUACGGUAUCUGGACGUGGACCAUGGCGAUGAGGCUCGUUUACAACAAGCAAAUCAUGGCUCUGAGGAUUAAGACGACUCCCCAACACCAGCAGAACGAGUACUGGGUGUUCGAGUGGCUCGAGACAUGCCCCUCCACAAGCGACCUGUCUGCGGAGCAAAGGCUCUCAAACCAGCAGCGAUGGGUCAAUAGUGGCAACGUCAGCGUCGCUGUCAUCGAGGAUACGCCCAACGCGUGUCUCUCCCUUGCUGUUUUCGACAAAGGAGGCAAAGUGGACAACAUCAACAUGGUGCACGUCAUUGCGCACUUCACUCCCCUGGCAAUGGAGUAUCCCGACCGAGCAAAGCACUGGGCAGCCAUCAUUAGCAGGCUCCCUGUCCUCGCCGCGGACGUGCAGGUGCACAGUUCCAUCCCAGGCCGCAUUCCUGCCAAUGCGAGUCAACGUCGUCUGCACUCCGGCCUUAUGGCAGUGAUGGACUUUGUCCACCUGUCCCUCGCUGGUGAGCAGUACCCAAUCAACGAGCGACCGGGAUUUGGCUUGUGCCUUCGCACUUUGCUGUCGGAGGUGGCCUCGAUGGCCUGGACAGCUCGCCGACACAAAUUGGGAGCGAAGCAGUGGGAUGACGGAGGGCGGCAGGCUGUCGAAGCAAGUGUGGUAGGCGAAGGAGCCUCUGCCGGGCUCUUUCAGUCGAGCGGUUGA
Messenger RNA from Diaporthe citri, 966 nucleotides. RefSeq lists its product as uncharacterized. The transcript has a single exon. The coding region runs from base 1 to 966 and encodes 321 amino acids. The record is from RefSeq and is a predicted model, not a curated record. NCBI's taxonomy places the organism in Eukaryota, Fungi, Ascomycota, Sordariomycetes, Diaporthales, Diaporthaceae.